Molecule: messenger RNA, 741 nt
Organism: Zingiber officinale
Lineage: Eukaryota; Viridiplantae; Streptophyta; Magnoliopsida; Zingiberales; Zingiberaceae
Product: E3 ubiquitin-protein ligase XB3-like
Exons: 7
Coding region: 1-741 (246 amino acids)
Molecular function (GO): protein binding
Source: RefSeq, a predicted model, not a curated record
AUGUCUCUUCCCCAGCUCUGUCCAGGCUGCUACGUCGGGAUCGAUUCCCCUAAUAAAGGUGAUGCCUGUGCUCUCUUAUUUGGGAAAGGGCUUCUGAACCUUACUACCCGUGCUCAGUCCCAUCCCACCCCCGCGAAGAUAUCGUUGCCUCAAGCUCUUAGUGCUUAUUAUACUGUUAUUAGAGGAUUUGCCCGGUUUGUAAAUGUUGGGGAUGGAAGGGGAGAGACGCCUCUACAUCUUGCAGCACGGCGAAGAUGGACUGAGUGUGUCCGUGUACUCUUAGACCAUGGGGCUCUUGUUUCUUCUUCCACUAGGGAAUAUGGUCAUUCUGGGAGCACUCCUCUACAUUUGGCAGCUCACGGAGGAAGUUUGGAUUGUGUUCGCACAUUGCUUGCAUGGGGAGCCGAUCGGCUCCAGAGGGAUUCAUCUGGGCGAAUACCUUAUUCUGUAGCUAUAAAGUACAAUCAUGGAGCUUGUGCAGCUUUGCUAAACCCAUCAACAGCAGAACCUCUUGUUUGGCCUUCUCCAUUAAAGUUCAUCAAUGAACUUGAUCCAGAUGCAAGAGCUCUUCUAGAAGUAGCUCUGAUGGACGCUAACAAGGAAAGCGAGAAAAUAAUAUUGAAUGAAAGAAAAAAAUUGUUAUCUCCUGCAAAUGUGGAUGAAGCAUUUCAUGAUGAUGCUUCUGAGGCUAGUAGAUCUUGCGGCACCACAGAGGCUUUGGUGAACUUUAUGGCAUUUUAA